AUGCAUGGCUGUGACCAUCCAAAGUGGCAUCAAACAGUGGAUCCACCUCUGCCAGAACUUUUCCCUUAUCCACUUGAGGAUGAUGCACACGACUCGGAUGUUAAUGAGGAUGAAAAAGAAAGCAAAAUCGAGGAAGAAGCAAUAGAUGAAGAGCUAACCACCAAACAACCUAAUAAAGGACAUAAAAAGCAUGGUGAGAAAGCAAGCAAUGCGAAAGAUGCUACUCCAACUCAAAUUUCCAUGCCACGACCUUCUCCAUCCUUUCCACAAAGAUUGAAAAAGAAGGCUGAAGAUGGAAAGUUUCUUAAGUUUAUUUCCAUGUUGAAAAAACUUUCUAUGAAUCUUCCUUUGAUAGAGGAACGAGAACAAAUACUGGGAUAUACCAAGUUCAUGAAGCAUCUUGUCACAAAGAAGAGAAUGGUAACCUUUAAACUAGCCUACAACUUGCAUCAUAAAGAAGACCCAAGCAUAUUCACUAUACCAUGUACCAUAGGGAUGUUCAACUUUGCAAAACCAUUGUGUGACUUGGGUGCUAGCAUUAACUUGAUGCCUCUAGCAGUGUUUCCAUAA
Molecule: messenger RNA, 570 nt
Organism: Solanum dulcamara
Lineage: Eukaryota; Viridiplantae; Streptophyta; Magnoliopsida; Solanales; Solanaceae
Exons: 2
Coding region: 1-570 (189 amino acids)
Source: RefSeq, a predicted model, not a curated record